GGCGCGCCAUUGUGGUGGUUGGUGUCCCUCAGUUUGUCAUUUUCAUACAGCUUGUGUGUUUUUAAUAAGAUUUAGGACAGUAAUGAAUAUAUUUUUUACGAAUGUUAUAAUCAACAAAACAACAGUGACAAUAAUGCGUGCCGAACCUUUUAUACCUGACUAAUGAGCAGCUUUGAGUCACCACGGCAUCUUCAGAGUGGUCAUUGAACAGGGGUAGCGAUGGAGGCUGGGGCGCGCGCUCUGGACGUGCUCCCGCUACUCCAGGAGCGGGUGGCGGCCCUGACAGGAGGUCGCGACCGCCGCGGUGGCCCUAUCAUAUGGUUCCCAGCGAACUCCCGGCGAGACAGAGUCGCGCCAGAUGACUAUAGGCGUUUGCUGCACUAUUUAAUCAGUAUACCUAGUGAUUCGGUGAGAUCACAUGGAUUCACGAUAUUGAUUGAUAUGAGAGGUUCAGCAUGGGCAGCAAUAAAACCUAUCUUAAAAGUUCUGCAAGAACACUUCCCUUCAUCCGUCCAUCAGGCACUGGUAGUAAAACCUGACAAUUUUUGGCAAAAGCAACGCACAACCAUAGGAGCACAUAAGUACAAGUUCGAGACAACAAUGAUUAGCUUAGAAGCACUGCCUAAAGUAAUAGAUAGUUCGCAACUCACGCCGGAUUUAGAAGGUACUCUGCAAUAUGAUCACGCGCAAUGGAUAGAUCUCAGAUUGGCUUUGGAAGAGCUGAUGUGGCAAGCUGGUGAGCUGCUGGACAGGCUAGAUGACCUGCAGGAGGAUGUUGCGAGGGCAGACUUCGCCGAUGAUGUCACGGGCGCAAGGAGAGCCAUCGACGCGCACGCCGAUAUCAGCAAGCGACUGUCCAAAGUUCCCGUCGACGAAUUGGAGGGUCAAGGCGAGAGGGUCCUGCAGCGUUUGGAGGCAGCGGAAGCGGUGUGCUCUGAGGCGAGCGGUAGCGGUGGCGAGGCCGCGUUUCACUGCGGCUCGCCCGGGGCUGUGCGCGCGCAACUCUCCGCCGUGCGCUCGGCACACGCGCACGCGCACAAACUCUGGCAGCACAAGAAGAUGCAGCUCGACCAGUGCUUCCAGCUGCGCCUCUUCGAGCAGGAUUGUGAGAAGAUGUUGGAAUGGAUCGUGAAUCACCGCACCGCAUUCUUGGCGACUUACGUGGAGAUAGGCCGGUCGUGCGCGGCCGCUAAACGGCUGCAGGAGGAACACGCCAGGUUUGCAGCAGCAUGUACUGGUGGUGGCCGGCCGAGUGUCGCCCGAGUGACGACGGCGGCUCGUCGUCUCGCGGACAAGCGACACUACGCCGAGUCCGAGAUCUCUGCGCUUGCGCAUCGACUCGAACGGGCUUAUAAACAACUGUCGGCUGGCUUGGAAGAGCGUUCCGCGGUGCUAUCACUAUCAGUGGUGUUUCACCACAAAGCCGAGGCGUAUGUAUCAGCGGUCGGCGGCUGGGGCGCGCAGUGCGCGGUGGCGCUGCAGCUGGCCACGGGCCAGGGUGGCGCGCCCUGCAACGACCCCCGCGCGUUAGAACAACACGCGCAAAGACAUCGCCAGCUUUACGAACACAUGUGCCAAGCCUAUACAGAGGUUCACUCUACGAGUAAGAAGUUGUUGUACCAGCUGGAUCACCUCGUCCAAGUGUGCCAUCAAACGGAUCCUGCUGAUAUGAACGACGGCACAGUGAGCAGUGCCGGCAGCAGCGGCGGCGACCCGGCCGCGGACUACAGCUCCGGCGCGAACCACGUGCUGGCCGUCAUACACCAGAUACUGGGCCACCACAGGGCGCUCGAGGCCAGGUACCACCAAGCCAGGCUCAAGCUGCAUCAGAGACUCGCCUUGCUUUUGUAUAAAGAAGAUUGUAGGCAGGUGCUCGAUUGGCUGGCAAAUCAUGGUGAAGUGUUCUUGCAAAAGAAUACUGGAAUAGGAAGGAAUCUCCAUAAAGCUAGGGUUUAUCAGAAAUCUCAUGAACAUUUCGAAAAUGUGGCUCAAAACACAUACACGAACGCGGAGAAGCUGCUGGCGGGCGCGGAGGAGUUGGCGCGCUCCGGCGAGUGCGACCCCGAGGAGGUGCUGGGCGUGGCGCGCGAGCUGGAGGCGCACGUCGCCGCCUUCGCGGCAAGGGUCGACAGGAGGCGGCGGCGCCUGGACCUCGCCGUGCUGCUCUAUACGCACGAGAAAGAGCUGCUGCAAUGGUUGGAAACGUUGCGAAGUGGCGGUGGCGUGUGCGCAUCGGACGACACGCCGGAGGCUGCGCGACGUGCAUUAGACCAAUGCGCGCAACACCGCGGCGCCAGUCUCGACGCUUGCGCAGCCACCAUCGCACAGGGGGAGGCACUGCUGCAGGAUCUACGAUCAUCGGGCGAUUCGGAUGCGGCAAGCACUGCUGCCGUAGAGACGACCUUGGAACGACUUAGAGGCACUCGAGGAGCUCUUGAAGAGCUCUGGUCUGAUCGUGAAAGAAGACUCGAACUCACGCUUCAGCUCAGGCAUUUCGAAAGAGACGCCUUAGAGGUGUCGUCACGGCUGGAGCUCUGGGGCGACGAGCUCCAGAGGACGGAACCUCCUCGGGACCCGCAACAAGCUGAACAGGCAUUGGCUGCACACAACGAGAGCGUGGCUAGAAUGCAACAUGCCACCUUUCAGGUGGUUCAGCAAGGUCAAGAGCUCGCGGCGGCUAUCGCAGACGCUUCAGAUGUAAUGGCCUCGAGUGGGUCGGACGGGUCUGAAGCAGCUCCCCUUGAUGCGCAGGCGCGCGUGCAGCUACUGCUAGAGUUCUUACACGACCGGCAACUCGACUUGGAAGAGCUGGCGGAAGAGAGGCGCGCUCGGUUCGAGCAGUGCGUCCAGUUAGGUCAAUUCCAAAAGGACGCUGCUCAAGUGGUUAGUUGGAUUCGUAACGGCGAAGCAAUGCUAGCCGCUUCGUUCUCGAUUCCUGGCACACUGUCCGAGGCCGAGCAGCUGAAGAGAGAACAUGACCAGUUCCAAGUGGCUGUGGAGAAGACACACGCAAGUGCGGUGCAAGUCAAGUACAGAGCUGAUGCUCUCAGAGCCGCCAACCACUACGACCCGCAUACUAUCCGAGAAAUCUCGGAAGAAGUGACCGAAAGAUGGCAGAGACUGGUGACCUGUGCGGAGGAGCGUCACAAGCUGGUGACCGCGUCGCUCAACUUCUACAAGACCGCGGAGCAGGUGUGCUCGGUGCUGGACUCGCUGGAGCGGGAGUACCGGCGGGACGAGGACUGGUGCGGCUCCGCGGCCGCGCCGCCGGCCGACGACCAGGCCCUGCAGCUAAACAUCGACAAAGCUGCACAGGUGGCUGCAUUAAUAGUGAAGCACGGUGAGCAAAAGGAGGCCUUCCUGAAGGCUUGCACGCUGGCGCGCCGCACUGCUGAGACAUUCCUCAAAUAUGCGGCGCGAUCCGCUCAAGUACACGGCCAGACCGCCGCGGCCAGCAAGGCUCACCAUGAGCAGACCAGGGCCAUACUUGAUACACUUCUGGCUCAGGAGAAUAAGGUAUUGGAACACUGGACCGUGCGUAAAAAGCGUCUGGAGCAGUGUCAGCAGUUCGCUUUGUUUGAGCGGUCAGCGCGCGCCGCAGUGGAAUGGAUCAAGGAGACGCAGGAGCGGUGCGGCGCGGCGGCCGCGGCGGCGGCGGGCGGCGUGGCGCGCGAGUCCCGGGAGCGCGUGCGCCUGCUGGCGCAGCUGGCCGACGGGCUCGUGGAGAAGGGCCACCCGCACGCCGUGCAGAUCAAGGAGUGGGUCGCCGCCGUUGAUGCCAGAUAUGCAGAGUUCAGCGGUUCCAUGGAAGGCGGUGAGAGUGAACCGGAGAGUGACUCGGGCGUGGCUCCUUCUCUAGCGUCGUCUCAGUCGGCGGACAACGACGCACGCGCAGAACCGCAACCCACAACCGUUGGCGAUGACAAACGACGCAGCGCCAGGCGCAAAGAGUUUAUCAUGGCGGAGUUACUACAGACGGAGCGUGCGUACGUAAAAGAUCUGGAGACGUGCAUCACGUGCUACUUGCGGGAGAUGCGCACCGACCCCGGCGCCGUGCCGCCAGCGCUGCAGGGGAAGGAGGAAGUAAUAUUCGGCAACAUUGAGGAGAUACACCGCUUCCACGAGCGUGUGUUCCUCCGCGAGCUGGACAAGUACGAGACGAUGCCUGAAGACGUGGGGCACUGCUUCGUGACGUGGGCGCGCGAGUUCGACAUGUACGUGUCGUACUGCCGCAACAAGCCCGACAGUAACGCCGCCGUCGUGCAGCACGCUGGCGACUACUUCGAAAGGGUGCAACGUAAGAAGAAGCUGGAGCAUCCUCUGGCUGCGUACCUGAUCAAGCCAGUGCAGCGUAUCACCAAGUACCAGCUGCUACUGAAGGAUCUGCAGGCGUGCUGCGCCGAAGGGCAAGGCGAAAUCAAGGACGGCCUCGAGGUUAUGUUGUCUGUGCCGAAGAAGGCCAACGACGCUAUGCAUCUGUCUUUGCUGGAGGGGUGUGAUGUACCCACAGACAGCCUCGGCGAGGUGGUCUUGCAGGACUCCUUCCACGUGUGGGACCUUCGCCAGAUUAUCAAGAAAGGUCGCGAGAGACGCGUGUUCCUGUUCGACCUGCACCUUCUGCUCGCUAAAGAAGUCAAGGACUCGCAUGGAAAGGCGAAAUACAUUUAUAAGACUAAGUUCAUGACUUCCGAGCUGGGUGUGACCGAGCACAUCGAGGGAGAUGAAUGCAAGUUCUCAGUGUGGACCGGCCCGGAGCCCAUGGCCAGUGACUGCCGCAUCGUGCUGAAGGCACCCUCUCUUGAGGUCAAGCAGACCUGGGUCCGGCGACUGCGGGAAGUGAUCCAGGAAACGUACUUCAGUGGUGCUCUUCAUCAGCCCCCCAGGAGCCCUGCGCGCCGUCCAGCUAGCUCUCAGCGCUCGAGCAGGGAUCUGGACGACACAAUACUCGAUGAAACGACAGAGAAUCUCGAUCGAAAUUCACUCGCGUCUUUCGGCAGUGGGAACACCACCGAUUCCGAUAAGGCCGGUCCAGAAAUGACGUGGGUGGUGGCGGAGCACAGCGCGGCGGGCGCCGGCGAGCUGUCCGUGGCCAAGGGGCAGCAGGUGGAGGUGGUGGAGCCGUGGGCGGCGCGCGCCGACUGGUGGCUGGUGCGCGUGCCGGGCGAGCCGCCCCUCGAGGGCGCCGUGCCCGCGCACGUGCUCAAGCUGCAGCCGCACCACCACCCGCAGCAGAAGACAUCACCCUCCAGGCGACCUCUCAGCCAGCCUUGCGACGAAAAUCUAGAAGCCUCCAACUCCGACCCCGGCGGCAGCGUGAGCGCCGCCAGCCCGGUGAAGCACAGGAAACCAUUCAGUGGGAAACGAUGGCUGGGUCUGCGCAAACAGUCCCAAACCAAGACGGACAAGGGAGCCAGCGGGGCCCAAUCACCGGCCACCACCGACAAACCUGCUCCGCUCAAAAAGAUUCCAUCAGACAAGAAGCUUAAGCUGCCGUAUGCUGCCGCCGUUAGCGAUAAUGGUCGCGCCGACGACCAUGACGUAGGAAAGGGAGUGCCCGGCGUGCUCGACGAAGCUGAAGAUGAAGCUGCCGACGUGGAGCUACCACCGCCGAUGAAGCCGUUACAGAACCCGCAGUCGGUGCUGCAGCAGGCACCGCAGCCUGCCGCCGCGGCCGCGCCGCCCGCCGCGCGAAAUUCUAUGGCUAUGGAUGCCAUGGACAGUAACGGAGGAGCUGCCGAUAUUGACGAGAUCUUGCAAAUCGUCACAUCCAGAAUGGAGCAGCAUGGCGUUGCCUCGUCAUCAGGCAGGAACGGCGAGGAGGAGGAGACGGGCCCUGUGACACCCGGCCCUAACUCCUACGAAGACAUUCUCAAGAAACGAGAGUACGUGCUUCGGGAACUAGUCGAGACUGAAGAGAUCUACGUGUCGGACUUGGGGCUCGUGUGUGAGGGGUACAUGCGGCACGUGCAGGACCCCAAGGCCGAGCCUGGCCUGCCCGAGGGCCUGCGCGACCGACGGCACCGGAUGAUAUUCGGCAAUAUCGAGGCUAUAUACGAGUGGCACCGCGAUAAAUUUCUAAAGGAGCUCCAACUAUGCAUCGAGGAGCCCGAGUUGCUGGGACCGCUGUUCCGUCGGUUUUUAGAGAAACGCAUGUUCCUAUACGAAGCCUACUGCCGGAACAAGCCCGUCUCGGAGUACAUUGUGUCGGAGCACGACAGUUACUUCCAGGAGCUGCGCGUCAAGCUCGGCCAGAAGCUGCAGCUCGGAGACCUGCUGAUUAAGCCCAUACAGCGGAUACAGAAGUACCACCUGCUGGUGAAGAAGAUCCUGUCGUACUCGGAGCAAGGCAACGCGCCGCCGCACGUGGUCGCGGCGCUGCGCGAGGCGGUGGAGUGCACCGACAUCAUUCCUAAAAACGCGAACAACAUGAUGGACGUGGGCCGCCUUCAGGGCUUCGCGGGCAACAUCACGGCCCAAGGCAAGCUGCUGAUCCAAGAGCUCAUGAUGGUGUCGGACAUGUCCGGCGGGAACGACAAGGGGAAGGAACUCCAAGUGUUCCUCUUUGAGCAGUGCAUUAUCUUUAGUGAGGCCGUGGGCAAAAAGUCAAUGUACAGCAGCCCAACAUACAACUACAAGGCACAUAUCCAGGUAAACAAGAUGGACAUGGAGGCGGUGGAAGCUCAGGGUGCCUUCAUAGUCCGCGCCGACGACUCCACCAAGCCCAAGGCGCUGUCCUUCAUGUGCCGGCCUUCAGAGGCUACUCGAGCCAACUGGAUCUCCACACUUACGCACAUAUUGACUCAACAAAAGAACUUCGGAGACGCCCUUGAGAAUCCUGGAGCAUAUCUAAGGGAACAGCGUAGUCGCGAGCCUCCUCGCGAUCCCACCGCUGUAGGUGAGGGUUGGUGCGGGCUUCGCAAGACGGAGAGUGUUCCGCCUUCUUUAGGCGGGGCGCUGGCACCCGAACUGCGGACUCGCGCCCAGCGCCCCCACGCCAAGGCGAAUACUAUCAACCUACCCACCACAAUCCGCGCCGAUGACAGGAAAAAGGGCGGCGGUAGCUCUGCCGUCAGCCCGACCUCGCCGCCGCAGGCUAACGGCUUGUCCAAGCGGCCGUGGGGCCUGAAGCUGCGGCGCGGCGCCAGCGCCAGCAGCGCCGCCGGCGGCGGGCCCGCGGAGCCCGGCGCCGACGGCCUGGUCACCGAGCUGCGCGCGCCCGAGCUGGCCGAGCCGGCGGCCGACGUGACGGCCACGCCGGGCGCCACCGCCACCAUCUCGUGCCGCGCUGUGGCCACUCGGGCCACUGCGUCUUGGCGCAAGACUGCACCCGAGACUCAUGCGCUACGGCACGGUGGUCGGUUUGCUAUAUCAAUGACUCCAGACGGUCUCGCAACUUUGACUAUACACGCGUGUCGCGCGUCAGACGCCGGCGUGUAUUGUUGCCUCGUCAGCAACGAGUUGGGAGGAGUGCAGAGUUCCGCGCGGCUGACGGUGGGGGCAGGCGGGGCGCCUGGCGUGCCGGCAGUGCGCGCGCACCCUGGCGGUGGCCUGGUCAUACAAUGGGACGAGGCGACUCCUGCGCAUCUCGAGUACUGUCGAGUGGGAGAGGGAGAGUGGCGACGAGCUACUGAAACCCCCGCCGCGGCCAAUACGCUGGCACUAGAAGAGCUGCCUGCGGGACAGUACAGUUUCCGGGUGGUGUGCGCGCGGAGCGGCGCGGCCGGGCCCGCGUCGGGCCCCGCGGCGUGCGGCGGCGGCGGCGCGUGGCAGCGCGAGCAGUUCGCGCGCCGCUACAGCGUGGAGGAGGAGGUGGGCCGCGGCCGCACCGCGCGCGUGCUGGCCGCGCGGGACACCGGCACCGGCCAGCGGGUGGCGCUCAAACAGGUACUGGCCGGUCGCGGCGCGGACGCCAUGCGGGAGUACCGCAUCCUCUCCCGGUCGGCGCACGGCGCGGUAGUGCGCGCCAUGGCGCUGUUCCCGGAGGUGCCUCGCGCGGGGGCCCACACUCUCGUGCUGGAGAUGGUGAGCGGGGGCCCACUGCUGGACUGGGCCGCCUCCUCGCCGCACCUGUACACGCAGCAGAUGGUGGCGCACCACACGAAGCAGCUGCUGUCCGCGCUCGACUGGCUGCACUCCAUCAACGUCGCACACCUUGACGUCAGGCCCGAGAACGUGCUAGUAGAGCUGGGUGGGUCGGUGCCUCAACUGAAGCUGGUGGACCUGGGCUCUGCAGUCGAGACAGGGGAGGGCGGGGCAGGCAACACUGGCCGCGAGGUGCUCCCGCCUGCGCCUGCGCAGCUGGAGUUCGCGCCACCGGAGUGCGUGCUGGGCCGGCCGCCCGCGCCCGCGUGGGACGCCUGGGCAGCCGGCGUGUUCCUCUACGUCUUCCUCACGGGGUUAUCCCCGUUCCUGGACGAGUCGAUAGAGGAGACGACGGCGAACAUAAUAAAGUGCGACUACUGCUUCCCGCCGGAGCACUGGGCCGCCGUGGGCGAGCGCGCGCAGCACAUGAUCCGCGGCCUGCUGGAGCCGGCGCCCGGCCGCCGCCUCGCGCCGCGCGCCGCGCUGCAGGACCCCUGGUUCGACGAGGCACCCACCACAGCGCUGUCGGCGACGCAGCUGAAGACGUUCCUGGACCGGCGGCGGCCGGCGGGGCACGGCAACGUGCUGCACGCGCUGCGCUCGCCCAACGACACGUGACGCGCCGGCCCACCCGUGCUUACUUCCACACCUCGAGGAGAUUGUGCUCAACCACAGUUUGUCUGACAUCCUGCAACUUGACUAUCACGCCACCGCAUGCGUGCGGCGACGACGUCUCGUCAUCUGACUAGUGAAGCGUCGCUUCUCGAACUGAAAUUAAAUUUGAAGCGACAUAAACACAUUGGCUCGCUUAACACUCAUCCUUGUUGUAGCCAACAUUUUAUGUGCAAGUAAUUAAGGAACAAAGUAGAUCUUAUUCAAUAAUCACUCAAUAGGAAUACGUUAUAUUUUCUUAAGCCGUAGUUUACUGUAAUUGAUGUAUAGUCAAUGUGCCCACCUAUUGAGUUUGGUAUUUUACUUAUUUGGACUUUAUUCGCGACUUGUUUGCUGACUGGAAACAUUGUGUUAUCGGUAACUGCGCGCGCCAUCUAGCGGCGCGUCGCCACUCGACCGGUUAUCGACGUUAUUUUUAUUUAAAUCAAUAAAUUAACCAACGACCCCUUGGCCUGUAUAAAUUUUAAAAUAAUAUUCCUAAAGUGGCCGAUUUUAAAGAAAGUGUCUGUGAUUUAUGCUAAAAAUGAAGUUUUCAUGCUUAUUCCUAAUUGUAUCGUAUGUACGCGUUAAAUUAAUAAUGAAUUGAUUAUUCACUAAUGAAUAAAAUUGUAUAUAGAAGUAAGUUUUAGUGCAUCAUUUUAUUUUAAUUUGUGACCAAAAUGCAAAUUGUUUGUUCGUGUAGUGUGAUGUACCGCCGUCCGCGGCGCGAGAUAUUAUGUUAGUGCUAGGUAUACUGUAUACUAGAUGUAACGAUGCAAUGUACACGCUACACUGCCGCUCGUGCGCUCUGCCGCUCAACAGACGCCUUUCCAAAUGUAACUCGUAACCUUAGUUAUUGUAAGUAAAGUAUUACUGUGGACAAUUGAAGCUUUUAUGUCAGUCGAAUACGAAUACACGAGACAACUAUUAUAAAGGAAUUAGGAAACAAUAAGAUAUUGUAUACUGCUUAUUAAUUCUAAACUAAAUGGCAUAGACGUGGAGGGCUGCGCUCACUGAAUAUAUGGAUAUAAGCAACCCACAUGACCGAACUAAAUUAUAUUUAGUGUAUUCCGUUCGUUUUGUUUUGGUUAAUUGCAAACGCAGAACUAAUUAUGGGAACCAAGUUGUACAGGAGUGGUUACAACGAAACGCCUUAAAGAUCUGUGAUCUAUGUAUUGGAACUUGGAUGUUGGCUUACGUAUUAAAUGGGCUUCGUUCUAAAGAGUAGUCUUGUAUUAAGGCGUUGUCCACUGUCUCACGCACAAUUGUAUACUUCACUGACGCAGCACGGGGUUGCUCCUGCAGCUACAGGGGUCAAGUAUUCAGUAGUUGUCGCCACACUUUGUGGCCGCGCCAAGUAAGACAUUGGUCAAACGUUAGAGCGGCCAGCAAGUUUGCCGAGAACUGCAUUCGUAGGGAACAGACCAAAGACAGGUGUUGGGAUCUCAUUAAACAGUGAGAGAAGAACGUUUUGUAUAACAAAAAGGUACCACUCUCACGUUAUUAUUUUUUUUUGUAGCUGGCAACUUCCACUUCGUGCUGCGUCAGUGUUGCCCUGUAAUAAUAAUGUUCCUGUUUAUUUUCAACUUCGUAUCAAGAAGCAGCUACCCGCUGUGUCAUUUUUAGAUAUCAUAGUGUCUAAAGCUGAUGUAUAUUAUAAAAUCGUAAUACAUACAAAAUUUUAAAAAAUA
Molecule: messenger RNA, 10424 nt
Organism: Spodoptera frugiperda (fall armyworm)
Lineage: Eukaryota; Metazoa; Arthropoda; Insecta; Lepidoptera; Noctuidae
Gene: trio
Product: kalirin
Exons: 47
Coding region: 220-8700 (2826 amino acids)
Biological process (GO): axon guidance; protein phosphorylation
Cellular component (GO): cytoplasm
Molecular function (GO): guanyl-nucleotide exchange factor activity; protein kinase activity; protein binding
Source: RefSeq, a predicted model, not a curated record